Scophthalmus maximus (turbot) is the source of this 2905-nucleotide messenger RNA. RefSeq names its product BTB (POZ) domain containing 6b (gene btbd6b). Gene Ontology annotation, molecular function: protein binding. Gene Ontology annotation, biological process: neurogenesis. Bases 625 to 2337 code for a protein of 570 amino acids. The record is from RefSeq and is a predicted model, not a curated record. Gene Ontology annotation, cellular component: cytosol. NCBI's taxonomy places the organism in Eukaryota, Metazoa, Chordata, Actinopteri, Pleuronectiformes, Scophthalmidae. The transcript has 4 exons.
AUUGGUCCUCGGUGCGUCCGAGGAGAUCACGACGAGAGAAAAAAUAAGAAGGGGAAAAAAAAAGCCCACAAAACACAGUCGAUGUGCAAAAGUGCCGACAAACGACGAGUUCGCCUCGGAGCGGACGGACACACCGGGGACGUGGUGCCGGGUCGACGGGAGAGGAUUACCGCAGAGGCGAAGCACCAGCUGCGACUCUCCGGAUUAUAACCCUCCGCUCGCCGGGGACAGGAGAGAAAAAAGGGAAAACGAGCGACGCGUCGCGGACGGUUUCCUCUCCUCCUUUUCUCCUCCUCUCCUCCUCCUCCUCUUCUCCUCCUCUCGGUCCGGGGAGGGUGAGGUGAGGUGAGCGCGGGGGGAAGUUGGGAGCGGGACGCGGGACCUGCGGCGGGGCCGGGACGGACGAUCUGGAUGAUGUCGAGUGAAUGACAAAACUUCGCGGUCGAUGUCGUUUUAGACGGAGUCGGAUUGUGCACAGCGGAGGUCGACCCCCCCCCCCCCUCCUCCUCCUCCCCCAGUCAGUUCGUUUAAACCCCGCGACAGCGACUCGAUUCACCGGAUACUCUUGAAGACGAAGGAGGAGCGGGUCGGUUCCGGUCGUGGUUCCGGUCGUGGCUCGCGCCGAUGCCCACGGCGGACUGCCGGCUGCUCCAUCAUGGCCGGAUCAUGAGGUGUCUGACCUAUCUGCUGCUUCUCCCCGACACUCUGAAGAAGUCCAACAGGAAGGUGGGCCAGCUGCCCGGCAGGCUGCAGCCGCUGUGCUAUGAGAUCCUGACGCUGUCCCUGACGAGCAAGAAGAGGCAGCACCGGGAGAGGAAGGACGAGCAGCAGCGGGAGAACAUGGCCGCGGAGCUGUGCCCCGCCGACAGCACCGCCAACAGCGGCAGCCUGGCCAACGGCACUACGGUGGCGGACGGCGACAAGAGCAAGGCGGCGCAGGUGAGCCAGGCCGCCGGUGGAGGAGGAGGAGGAGGGGGAGGAGGAGGAGGGGGAGGCAGCAGCGCCGCGACCACCCCGACCACCCUGCAGAACAUCAACAACAACAACGUGGACCCGCCCAGCUGGCAGUGCAGCCACCCCACACUGAGAGAGAGGAAUGCCUUGAUGUUUAACAACGAGCUGAUGGCCGACGUCCACUUCAUGGUCGGCCCCUCGGGGGGAUCGCAGAGGGUCCCGGCGCACAAGUACGUGCUGGCCGUGGGAAGCUCCGUCUUCUGUGCCAUGUUUUACGGCGAUCUGGCGGAGGAGGACUCCGAGAUCCAUAUCCCAGAUGUGGAACCUGCUGCUUUUCUAAUUCUGCUGAAGUACAUGUACAGCGACGAGAUCGACCUGGAGGCGGACACGGUGCUGGCCACCCUGUACGCUGCCAAGAAGUACAUCGUCCCAGCGCUGGCCAAGGCCUGCGUCACCUUCCUGGAGACAAGUCUGGAGGCGAAGAACGCCUGCGUGCUGCUCUCGCAGAGCCGCCUGUUCGAGGAGCCCGAGCUGACGCAGCGCUGCUGGGAGGUGAUCGACGCGCAGGCCGAGCUCGCCCUGUGCUCCGAGGGCUUCUGCGAGAUCGACGUGCAGACGCUGGAGAUCAUACUGCGCCGGGAGACGCUCAACACCAAGGAGGUGGUGGUGUUCGAGGCCGUCAUGAACUGGGCCGCGGCCGAGUGCUCGAGACAAGGGCUGGGGCCGACCACCCGCAACAGGAGGGACGUCCUGGGCAAGGCGCUGUUUCUGGUGCGCAUCCCCACCAUGAGCCUGGAGGAGUUUGCCGACGGCGCGGCGCAAUGCGACAUCCUGACGCUGGAAGAGACGCACAACAUGUUCCUGUGGUACACCGCGGCCAAAAAGCCCAUGCUGGACUUUCCCCUGACCACGAGGACGGGCCUGGCACCGCAGAAGUGCCACCGCUUCCAGUCGUCCGCCUACCGGAGCAACCAGUGGCGCUACCGCGGCCGCUGCGACAGCAUUCAGUUCGCGGUGGACAAGCGGAUCUUUAUCGCCGGCCUUGGACUGUACGGCUCGAGCGGCGCCAAAGCGGAGUACAGCGUCAAAAUCGAACUCAAGCGGCAGGGGGCGACCCUGGCGCAGAACCUGACAAAGUUCACGUCUGACGGCUCGAGCAGCACGUUUGCCGUGUGGUUCGAGCAUCCGGUGCAGGUGGAGCAGGACGCCUUCUACACGGUGAGCGCCGUGCUGGACGGCAACGAGCUGAGCUACUUCGGCCAGGAGGGCAUGACGGAGGUGCAGUGCGGGAAGGUGACAUUUCAGUUCCAGUGCUCCUCCGACAGCACCAACGGGACGGGGGUCCAGGGAGGACAGAUCCCAGAGCUCGUGUUCUACUCGUGAGCUGCUCUGGACCGUCGCCGCUCAGCCUUUUAACGUAAUGUAGCAUUAAAGAGACACUUGAGUAAUGUCACACUAAAAUGGCCUGGUCAGUUGAUUAAGAGACUUAUUUUUUUGAAAAAAGAAGCAAAGGAGCUGUUUGUUUUAAUCUUUAUUUAAUUUAAUGUUAUUUUUUUAUUUAAAAUACUGGGUUAACGUUAUUUUUGCCUGAGUUUGUAAAAGUCUGCGGCUGCUGUAGAAAACAACAUUAAUACAGUUGAUUUUGUGGUUAUGUAAUUGUCAAGCUGAGCUCCGCAACUGGAACGACUGAGGACUACGAUGUUGUCCAACGCAGCAAUAUGACAACAAGGAGCAAACUUUUACGUAGUGAUAUGAUUCUAAAAAAGUAGAAAUCUGGUGGAGUUGUUUUUGCACUUCAGACGACGGCCUCAGAAACGUUGUGUCUUUUGUAAAAAAAAAAAAAAAUCUAUAUAAUCUAGCUGUUGACAGCUCGAUGCUGUUGGGAAGACCAGAUGUGUUCUGUACGAGGAUGCCUAUACACCUGAUGAUAAACAUAAAGGUUAUAAUGUGA